AUGAGCCUCGUUCAUAUAAUUGACGUUGAGUCUGGAAAUCUCCAGUCUUUGCAGAACGCUAUUAACUAUUUAGGAUAUGAGACUAAAUUGAUCAAGUCAGCUUCAGAUCCAGAAUUGCUUACUGCUGAGAGAUUGAUUCUCCCAGGUGUCGGGAACUUUGGUCAUUUUCUUGACAAUUUGGCAUCUCGUGGAUUUGAACAACCUAUAAAAGAUUACAUUGCCUCUGGUAGGCCAUUGAUGGGAAUUUGCGUCGGGUUGCAAUCACUAUUCGAUGGGUCUGUAGAAUCACCAAAAAGCAAAGGUCUAGGGUUAAUACCAGGCACAUUGAGCAAAUUCAGCACCACUGAUGGGAAGAGUGUUCCAGAGAUUGGCUGGAACACUAUUGUCCCAGAGGAAGAUCUUUUCUUUGGACUAGACCCUUAUAAGAGAUACUAUUUUGUUCAUUCUUAUGCUAUGAUUGUUAACGAUAAUCAAUUGGACGUAUUAAGAGGAAAUGGAUGGAAGACUGCCCUAACUAAAUAUGGAAAUGAAAAGUUUGUUGCUGCAGUGCAAAAGGAUAAUGUUUUCGCAACUCAGUUCCAUCCUGAGAAGUCCGGAGAAGCUGGUUUGAAGGUCAUUGAUAACUUUUUGAAAGGCAUUCACCCAGUUACACAGUACACCGACGAACAAAAAGCUAUUUUAGCUAAUGAUUACACCAACUUUGGUCUCACUAGAAGAAUAAUUGCUUGUCUAGAUGUACGCACCAAUGACCAAGGUGAUCUAGUCGUUACAAAAGGUGACCAAUACGAUGUUCGUGAGAAGUCCGAAGAAGGUAAUGUCAGAAAUCUAGGUAAACCAGUAGAGCUUGCACAACGUUAUUAUAAGCAAGGCGCAGAUGAAGUAACGUUCUUGAACAUCACUAGUUUCAGAAACUGCCCGCUAAAAGAUACGCCGAUGCUAGACGUUUUACGAUUAGCAGCCAAAACUGUUUUCGUUCCUUUAACAGUUGGAGGUGGUAUCAAAGAUGUAGUGGACACAGAUGGCACAAAAAUUCCAGCUUUAGAAGUAGCUGGUAUGUACUUCAGGUCAGGUGCUGAUAAAGUUUCAAUUGGAACAGAUGCGGUGUUUGCUGCAGAGAAAUAUUAUGCUAAUGGUGAAAAGGGCGAUGGAACUUCUCCAAUCGAAACUAUUUCUAAAGCUUAUGGUGCACAAGCUGUAGUUAUAUCUGUAGACCCUAAGAGGGUUUACGUUAAAGACCCUAGUGAAACAAAAAAUAAAUGUUUCGAAACAGUCUUUCCUAGCGAAGAUGGAAAGAAAUGGUGCUGGUAUCAAUGUACCAUUAGAGGUGGAAGAGAAACGAGAGACCUUGGUGCAUGGGAACUAGCUCAUGCUUGUGAGGCUCUUGGCGCCGGUGAAAUCCUACUAAAUUGUAUAGACAAAGAUGGGUCAAAUUCUGGCUAUGAUCUGGAAUUAAUCGAUCAUGUCAAGAGUGCGGUUUCAGUACCUGUUAUAGCUUCUUCCGGUGCAGGAAUUCCUGCCCAUUUCGAGGAGGCUUUCGAAAAGACAAAAGCUGACGCAUGCUUAGGAGCGGGAAUGUUCCACAGAGAAGAAUAUACUGUGAAGCAAGUAAAGGAAUACCUUGCUUCUAAAGGUUUGAAAGUGAGACUUGAUGAAUUUUGA
This is a messenger RNA of Kluyveromyces marxianus DMKU3-1042, 1659 nucleotides long. It is a transcript of the gene HIS7, whose product is annotated as imidazoleglycerol-phosphate synthase. The coding region runs from base 1 to 1659 and encodes 552 amino acids. The record is from RefSeq and is a predicted model, not a curated record. The transcript has a single exon. Gene Ontology annotation, biological process: L-histidine biosynthetic process. Gene Ontology annotation, molecular function: oxo-acid-lyase activity; imidazoleglycerol-phosphate synthase activity. NCBI's taxonomy places the organism in Eukaryota, Fungi, Ascomycota, Saccharomycetes, Saccharomycetales, Saccharomycetaceae.